AUGGCAGAAUUUCAGAAUAUGUCUCAGUGUGAAUAUCUGGUCCAUACAGGCACGCCCAGCUCGGAAUCCAGCUUGAUUGGGCAUCGUCCUAGGGUCUCGUACAGUCUGGAAUCUUCUGAAAAGGACAGUAGUGAAGACUUUCACACCAAGCUUUCGGAGUUGACGGAAGGAGGCAUCGUUGCAGGACCUGGCUUGAGCCGUCUGGGCAGACACCUGCAGGGUUCUCCCGUUGAUACAGUCACUGUGGCACCGUUGAGUGAACUAGCUGCCCCAUAUACGGAUAUCUUCAGUAAUGAAGGAUUGCUACUGCCUUCGCCGUUGGCUCGGUUCGUGAAACGGGACUGGAUUUCUGGGGCCCCCAGAGCACAUGCCUGGCAGGUCGUCCGGCCAGAUGGAGGACCCGGUCUCAACUACUCACACAACCAGUCUGGUCUUCGCUAUGGCGGAAGUCGGGAGGGUUCUGUCGACAGCCGUUGGCAGGGCGACAACGAUCCUUAUCAGCAGCAGCAGCAGCAACAACAGCAGCAAUACCUCAAUCCUGCCUCUGGCCAAUCAAUGCCGUUGCAUAGAGGCCCUGCUGACAGGAAGCUAGGGGAGGGGAAGCGUGGAACCAUCUUCUCCUGUGACCGGCUAAUUGAGGUGUCCACACUGACAUGCCCGAAGAGGACCGGUUACCUGCAGUCUGAUUGUUGGGUAUACCCUUAA
Dibothriocephalus latus is the source of this 705-nucleotide messenger RNA. The record is from the annotation of a GenBank genome assembly. NCBI's taxonomy places the organism in Eukaryota, Metazoa, Platyhelminthes, Cestoda, Diphyllobothriidea, Diphyllobothriidae.